Rubroshorea leprosula is the source of this 1007-nucleotide messenger RNA. NCBI's taxonomy places the organism in Eukaryota, Viridiplantae, Streptophyta, Magnoliopsida, Malvales, Dipterocarpaceae. The record is from the annotation of a GenBank genome assembly.
UAAUUUAAAUUCUUCAAAAAUAAAUCAAACUUUGAGAAGGUUGACGUGGAGAACUAUUAUUGGUUUUCAAUUCAAGUUUAAUUUACACCACGACAUAGAAGAUCUCCGCAGCAUCGACGAAUAACAGAAUCUUGAUCCCACACUCAGUCGCGCAUAUAAACAGGGGUCAAUACAGUCGGGGAAAGUCUUGCAGGAAUCCACCACCAUAAUCACAAAGUUAUUAUUACAUCCCAUUUUCCACAGAGCCAGAGUUCAAGCGUAAAAAAGUGAGCUCUGAUUUGAGGUGCUUAAAGACUAAACAUGAGUCUAGCAUGUCUUGUGUGCCAUAGUGUAGAAAGUCCUUCGCACUCUUUCAGGAGUUACUCCGUCUCCAGCUCAGACAAUGAGGGAAGAUGUUCUGCAAUGGCAAACUGCUUAACCAGGAAGUUAUCUGUUCCAGCUCCGAGAUCAAAUCCAUCCAUGCCAUCAACAUCCAAGGUCACCCCACAUCCAAGCUUUCAGAACCCUAGUGGAAUGGCAGGUGCUCCACGGCUAGUCCGAAGUCAUGCUGUGAGAAGGGAUCUUGUGAGGGACUGGAACUUCGAUGAGCUUCUGAUGGAGCGCUAGUUUGUGGUUAGGAGAGUGGGGAGCCUUCUCCCCCGUCGGGAUAGCAUUAGAGCUUUAUCUUUGCUCUUUUUUUUUCCCUAUAUUAUGCUAGAUUUCCUCGUAGGUGCAAAUGCAAUUGAACUAACUUUUCCACCAGAAGAGUUUGAGCAUUUGUUACCAUCUUAGUAAAUACUAAAUCUGAAACAGUGCUCACACUUUUCAUCCCUCUGCUCUUUGAGGUUUGCACUUUUCGAAGUAUAUCCCAUAAUAUCUCUCUAUUAAAAAAAUUGUUUUACAGUAUGGAAUGGUCCAAAUUGUAAAACAAUGACUCUUGAAUGAAGGAUGGGGCCCUUGAUAUUGAGUUUCUUCUCUCAUCCAAGGGUCUUAUUUUAUGGUCUGAACUAUAAAAUGACCAACCCAUC